CGCUUCAACACACGCACACACGCACACGCAGACACGAAAAUGGCGAAACACACAAACGAACUAACACUACCAGAGAAGAAGAAGGAAGAGGAGGAGGAGGAAGAAGAAGAGGAAGAGGAAGAGAAGGAGAGCCUGUGUGUUGACCGUUUGGCUGUGGUGGAGGCUGGUGGUGGUGGUGGUGGUGGUGACUUGACAACCACCAUCACUACUUCUGAAGAUUCCAAGUUUAUGAAAAAGGGUUGGGGAGCGAGACACACAAUGGUGGCCUUGACCUGUGCCGGGGUCAUCCUCCUCUCCAUGACCCGGUACAGCCUCUCCAUUGCUAUCGUCUCCAUGGUAACGCGCUCACACGCCCACACACCCACGCCCAUCCCCACCCAUGACCUGGAAGUGGCGGGAGAGGGUAUUAUUGGUGGUGGUGGUGGUGGUGGUGGCUGUCCUGCUCCAAAUGUGACAUCUUCAUAUCUGAGUGUCAAUGAUACGAACCAGCGUUAUGAGUGGGACGAGAAGACACAGGGGCUGAUUUUGGGGGCUUAUUUCUACGGGAACGUCAUUACAAACAUCGUGGGAGGGCGCAUGUCUGAGAGGAGUGGAAGCAAGCCGGUGAUAAUGGUGGGAAUGCUGGUCUCCUCCCUCUUGUCGCUCCUCUCGCCCCUCGCUGCUCGCCUCUCCACCAACUUCUUCAUCGCGGUCCGUCUCUGCCUCGGCUUUGCGCAGGGGUUGGUGAUGCCGGCAGUAAGCAGAAGCAUGGUGGUGUGGGUGCCGCCUUACAAGAGAAGCAAAUACAACACCAUCGUCUUCAUAGGUUCAGAGGUCGGUAUAGUCCUCUCUCUGUCAGUGGGCGGGUGGCUGUGUUCCCAGACCUUCCUAGGGGGCUGGCCGGCUGUCUUCUACGUGUUUGGCGGGGCUGGCGUGGUCUGGUGUGUGCUGUGGGUUUUGAUUUACGAGAGCCCUGACACACACCGCCGCAUUAGCUCAGAGGAGAAGAAGUAUUUGAUGGCGCACUGUGUUGUCAGGAAAGAGAAGGUUGGCGUACCGUGGGGUGCUGUGGUGCGGUGCCUCCCCUUCUGGGCCGUCACCGUCGGGCACAUCGGGCACAACUGGGGGUACUACACCUUUGUCACGGAGCUGCCUGUGUACCUGUCCAACAUGCAGCAUUAUAGUAUUAAGAGUAAUGGGUUACUGUCCGCUCUUCCUUACCUUAUCAAGACGGUGUUUGCGCUCCUCUUCAGUCUACUGAUGGACAGGGCGACAGCAAGGGGAAAGCUGUCUGUGCUGUCUGUCAGAAGGAUAGCUAUGAGUGUUGCCUCGUACCUCCCAGCAGUGGCCCUUGUUGGUAUGUGCUUAGUGGGGUGUGACAGCGUGGCGGCGGUGGUGGUGAUGUCAGCCGCUGUUGGUGUCUCGGGGUCUGCCUUCUGUGGCCUCUUCUGUUCCCACCAAGACAUCGCGCCGAAUUUUGCAGGGACUAUCUACGGGGUCACCAACACUCUGGCUAACUUCACUGGGUUUAUUGCGCCCGCUGUGGUUGGCUUUGUCACGUUCGAGAAUCAAACAGUGAAAGCUUGGAACACUGUUUUUCUCCUGUCUGCCCUCAUCUACGUGGUCACCUGCACCUUCUACAUCGCCUUCGUCACAGACCAAGUGCAGCCCUUCGACUCUCCAAGGAACAGCCUGGAGGAGGAGGUCGUGGAGGAGGAAGAGGAGGAGGAAGAGAGGGAGAGAAGAGGAGUGUAACAGUAUGCAUUAGUUACCCCUUCAAAUGUAGUGGUGGUGGUGGUGGCGGUGGUAAUAAUGGGUGUAAAUGGGUGUUUUUUAGGGAAUAUUAUGGUGAAAAUAGAGUUAGUGGUUAUUUUGGUACUUGUAAGGGAAGAUUUGGAGUGUUUAGUGGGUUACUUAAGGCUAAAAAAGACGAAAUAUUUUGAGGGUUAACUAAAGAAAACGAAAUAUUUUGAAGGUUAACUAUGGUAUAAAAAUGUAUAAAUUAGUGUUUUUUUUUAGCUUAUGGAAGGAAAAAAAAAAAAGGAAAUAUUUGACAUUUUAGCAUUUUUAAGGGAAGAGUGAGGUAUUUAAGGGAUUCAUUCAGGCUAAAAGAACAAAAUAGCUUAAGGGUUAACUAAAGAAAAGGAAAUAUUUAGAGUGAACUAAGAGAACGAAAUAUUUUGAGCGCUGAAUAUGGUAAAACAAGAAAAUACUUAGAAGGUCAACACUAAAGGUGGAGAAGGAGGCAGCAACAGACCUUUUGGCCCUCGUGAAGUUAUGGAGGAGGAAGAAUAAAAGAAUAAAGAUAAAUUGAAGGAUUAAUAGAUGAAGAGGAAGAAGAAAUAGAAUAACGAUGUAGAAUAAGAAGAUAGG
Portunus trituberculatus (swimming crab) is the source of this 2352-nucleotide messenger RNA. RefSeq names its product sialin-like. Gene Ontology annotation, molecular function: transmembrane transporter activity. Gene Ontology annotation, biological process: monoatomic anion transport; transmembrane transport. The record is from RefSeq and is a predicted model, not a curated record. NCBI's taxonomy places the organism in Eukaryota, Metazoa, Arthropoda, Malacostraca, Decapoda, Portunidae.